Messenger RNA from Neurospora tetraspora, 2022 nucleotides. RefSeq lists its product as uncharacterized. The transcript has 2 exons. The coding region runs from base 1 to 2022 and encodes 673 amino acids. Gene Ontology annotation, biological process: actin filament polymerization. The record is from RefSeq and is a predicted model, not a curated record. NCBI's taxonomy places the organism in Eukaryota, Fungi, Ascomycota, Sordariomycetes, Sordariales, Sordariaceae. Gene Ontology annotation, cellular component: actin filament.
AUGGAACCCGACGCCCCCACCCACGAUGACCCCAAGUCAGUCUAUCCAACCCAAGCCCAAGCCAAUGACUCGUGGUACGCGGGCGAUGGCGAUGAGAUGGAUAUAGAUCUGAUAGAUCCGGCAUUGCGCGACCCGUACCCCCCCGUCACUCCUAACCCCCGUGACCCCAAUGCCUCUCCUUCCCUUUCUCCCCCUCCUCCUCCCCCUCCUCCUUUCCCUACUCCUUUCCCUCCUACUCCACAACAUCCGCAACCACCGCAGGAUCAACCCCGUAUACCCCUCGAGGUUAUGAAGCGUAUUGAAGCCAACGUCGCCAGGGUGCAGGCCGCGAUUAAUGCCAUGGGCCCAUCUCAGUCUCAGAACCAGAAUCAAGAUGCCCAAAACCCCCCUUCCACACCCCCCAACCGGUCCAUUGCUCCCAACCCCGAAGGAGAACAACGCAACAACGUUCCAUCCAGCCCCGUUGACUUUACAGGCAUUCUGGAACGUCUCAAGAAGACUCUUGACAACGUGCCCGACGAUCCCCCUGAUCUUCCUCCUCUCACUCUUCCACCUCGAAAACGCGGUAUCCUGAGAGUCGAUGACCUCUUCACCCUCCUUCGUGCCGCUCCCCCCAGAGUAGGAUGCGUUAUCCCCAACUCCGAGAGACAGAUCUGGUACAGACCUACUCAAGAGGAUUAUGUGGAGCUAAAUCACAAUGGCGUGGUGGAUAUUUUACAGAUCUACCUCGACAAGCCGUCGUACUUGACCACGUACCUGACCAAUGCAUGCGGGUUUGUGCAAUCGUUUAUGUACGACCAAACUCAGUGGUGUAAUUGUCGGUAUGAUCCCGAAAACACGAGGUUCGCGAGGGGUGACGAAACGCUGGGCGGGAACGGAACUGGUGCUUUGGUCGUUGGGUACAGAACGCCUUGGGCUCCGAUCUGUAAUGGGUGUCGAGGAGAUAGGAGUGUGGAGGUAAGGGUGUUGGAUUAUUUGGCUAGGUGGUUCAGUUUCCCGGUUCCUGAGGGGAGCGAUAUUUUGGAUGUUAUGGAGGCCUGGGAGCAGGCAGAACGGUUCCAGCAAGGAGGAGAUGUUGCUGGACCAUGGACGCCGAACGGGCCUCCGCCAGAGCCUGAAGGUCAGGCUGAGAUUGAGUUGACCGCUCAUUCAAAAGCCUUGUCUCGCAAGUUUCAGGGUCUGCUUCAGGGGUUCUCGGGCGGGGUGUUGGAUGGAACGAAUGCUGGAGAUGUCAAGUCUCCUACGAGAAAACCGAAGCGCCGACGUUAUGAGGGAGGGGAUGAAACGGGCGAGAGCCACAAGCGUCAACGUGUUGUGGAGAAGCGCCAUCCUCUUCCUGGUGGACCUUUUCUCCAUGAUCCCUUUGUUGAUGGUGCAUCGGCAGGCGUUCCUCUUUCUGGUGGUGAUCCUUUCGAGGAUGCUGGGGGUCCUAUGAUGCUGGAUGAUGAUGAUGAUUGGGCUCCUGCUGCUGCUCCCCCUCCCAUGCCGGCUGCCAUGGGUUUCCCUCCUCCCAACAGUCCCAACACUCCUUACGUCGCCACCGCCAACAACAACAACAACAACAACAACAACCCGCUGGUUCCCCAGCGACCCCAACGACCCCAGGGCGCCAAUUCCGGGGGCAUCCCACCCAGAGCCACGGCUGCGGAUGCGCAUGCACGCCUUACUGCGGAAGGGAAAGAGUAUGCCGAGUGGGCAGUGGACCUUCCGUGCGGGCAGCAUUGCAUUAAUUGCAAAAACGUUCGAAUGAAGCCAGCGAAAAAAAACACGAAGAAAUGCCAGAAAUGCGUAGAUACGCACGCUAAGAUACGUGAAAUCAAUAGAGAGCGCGGCUAUUGUACGAACACAGGAUGUAAUCGGCACAUGGGGACACCAAGACCUUUGAAGGCCAACGGAGAGCCUUUUGCAUACUGUCUGCAGUGUAGGGAGAAAGGUAAGCAGAAACAUCAAAAAAGGACCAAGAAGGGUCAAGGUGGUGGUGGAGGAAGUGAGCAGGGAGGUGGUCAAGCACAGGCAGCUUGA